CGAAUCAAAGUCUCAUCCAAUUACAAGUUGUGAUAAAGACCUAUAUUCUCACGUGACGUCUUUAUCGUGAUCCGACCAUACAUCACCGCAGUCCUACCGAACAAAUUAGAACUAAAGUCAAGUGGAGUCUUUUGGGACCCACAUAGAACUAAAUCGUUGGAUGCUAUCUAUUCACGUGGCGAGAUCUAAAGUGCUAGAGAAUCCGAAUCAACUUUUACACGUAAAGCAUUCAUCUUUUGCACUUGAACAAACUUUUGUGGGAGAGCGUGUGUCGUCUCUCUUCCCUCUCAGCAGAUCACUCCGUUGACUCUGUACCAGCCGGAAAAGAUCGAAACAUUCGGAGCUAACUCGGCAGCCAUGAGCUCGGUUUUGCAGGGAUUUACGAAGUCACUCGCCAUGACUUUCGUGUCGGAGAUUGGCGACAAGACGUUUUUCGCUGCAGCUAUUCUAGCGAUGCGUUAUCCUAGGAGACUUGUGUUGGCUGGUUGUGUAUCGGCUCUAAUUGUCAUGACUAUCCUCUCUGCUACUGUUGGAUGGGCUGCUCCUAAUCUGAUCCCUCGCAAAUGGACGCAUCACAUAACAACAUUGUUGUUUUUUGGUUUUGGGCUGUGGUCUUUAUGGGACGGUUUUAAACAAGGAGGAGGAGGGGGCUCAGAAGAAUUAGCUGAAGUUGAAGCAGAACUGGAUUCUGAUUUGAAGACUAAUGGUAAAGCUACAAAAGACAAGGUUGAAGAUGAAAACAAAAAGCAGAAAAGGCCGUUCCUCACACAGUUCUUCUCUCCAAUUUUUCUCAAGGCAUUUUCAAUUAAUUUCUUUGGUGAAUUCGGUGACAAGAGUCAGCUUGCUACAAUUGGUUUAGCUGCAGAUGAAAAUCCGUUUGGGGUUGUCCUUGGUGGAAUUGUCGCACAGCUACUGUGCACCACUGCUGCUGUGAUUGGAGGAAAGAGCUUAGCGUCUCAGAUAUCCGAACGAAUAGUUGCUCUUUCUGGUGGAAUGCUUUUCAUUAUCUUUGGCAUCCAAUCGUUUCUUACUUCUGUUGAGACCUAGUGCUUCCCCCCCUCCCAAUCAUUUCUUUCUGGUUUUGUAGGGAGAGCUGAAAUGAUGAUGAAGAAAGUUACUAUCCAUAGUUUCUUAGAUAUUUAACCAUGAUACGAGAUGUUUACAAAAGUUAUUACAAAUCUAAUCUGAACUAUUUUCUCCCGUGAAAAAAAAUAUUAAACUUGCCUGAAGCAGCCCCAUCAAAGUAUCUAACAACAGUAAAGUUUUAGUUAAUCUGUGUUUUUUUUGUUAUUUACGAGUGGUUCUUAUAUGUGAAUGCGUACGAAGAGAAAUCUAUAUGAUAUAAGUAAGUAACAGUAUGCGAGAGUCUUUGAUACAAUGCGGUGAAAAUAAAUAUUACCAAGGAAAUAAAUAUUAACAGUAUGUGGCAGCUGUUGUUGUUGUUGCUAA
Messenger RNA from Brassica rapa (field mustard), 1449 nucleotides. Its product is annotated as GDT1-like protein 4. Gene Ontology annotation, molecular function: calcium ion transmembrane transporter activity; manganese ion transmembrane transporter activity. The record is from RefSeq and is a predicted model, not a curated record. NCBI's taxonomy places the organism in Eukaryota, Viridiplantae, Streptophyta, Magnoliopsida, Brassicales, Brassicaceae. Gene Ontology annotation, biological process: calcium ion transmembrane transport; Golgi calcium ion homeostasis; manganese ion transmembrane transport. Gene Ontology annotation, cellular component: Golgi apparatus.